Messenger RNA from Protopolystoma xenopodis, 306 nucleotides. The record is from the annotation of a GenBank genome assembly. NCBI's taxonomy places the organism in Eukaryota, Metazoa, Platyhelminthes, Monogenea, Polystomatidea, Polystomatidae.
CCUUCCCGAACGGAGAUUGCUCGUUAUAUUCCGGAAGAUUAUAUAUCUCGAGUUCGUGAUACUCACCAAUCAGGAGGCAGCAUUCCGCCUUCUGAUUCGCCUCCGACUGGCUCCUUAUUUGGUGUCACCUCGGCGACAGGCAUAGGUAGCCGGGGUUACCAGUAUACAUGGAAUCUAGAAGAGGCUGAGAAAAAUCUUCUUCGUACGCACACCACGGCGGUUAGCGCACGCAUGCUUUUUGAGCUCGCUCAACAGGUAAAUUUAUUGCUCUUUUUUUCAAUACUUAUGCCCCGAAGGGUAAAUUGA